Molecule: messenger RNA, 3421 nt
Organism: Rhinopithecus roxellana (golden snub-nosed monkey)
Lineage: Eukaryota; Metazoa; Chordata; Mammalia; Primates; Cercopithecidae
Gene: IGF2BP1
Product: insulin like growth factor 2 mRNA binding protein 1
Biological process (GO): nervous system development; regulation of gene expression
Cellular component (GO): cytosol; cytoplasm; nucleus
Molecular function (GO): mRNA 3'-UTR binding
Source: RefSeq, a predicted model, not a curated record
AUGAACAAGCUUUACAUCGGCAACCUCAACGAGAGCGUGACCCCCGCGGACUUGGAGAAAGUGUUUGCGGAGCACAAGAUCUCCUACAGCGGCCAGUUCUUGGUCAAAUCCGGCUACGCCUUCGUGGACUGCCCAGACGAGCACUGGGCGAUGAAGGCCAUCGAAACUUUCUCCGGGAAAGUAGAAUUACAAGGAAAACGCCUAGAGAUUGAACAUUCGGUGCCCAAAAAACAAAGGAGCCGGAAAAUUCAAAUCCGAAAUAUUCCACCUCAGCUCCGAUGGGAAGUACUGGACAGCCUGCUGGCUCAGUAUGGGACAGUAGAGAACUGUGAGCAAGUGAACACUGAGAGUGAGACGGCAGUGGUGAAUGUCACCUAUUCCAACCGGGAGCAGACCAGGCAAGCCAUCAUGAAGCUGAAUGGCCACCAGUUGGAGAACCAUGCUCUGAAGGUCUCCUACAUCCCUGAUGAGCAGAUAGCACAGGGACCUGAGAAUGGGCGCCGAGGGGGCUUUGGCUCUCGGGGUCAGCCCCGCCAGGGCUCACCUGUGGCAGCGGGGGCCCCAGCCAAGCAGCAGCAAGUGGAUUUCCCUCUUCGGCUCCUGGUGCCCACCCAGUAUGUGGGUGCCAUCAUUGGCAAGGAGGGGGCCACCAUCCGCAACAUCACAAAACAGACCCAGUCCAAGAUAGACGUGCAUAGGAAGGAGAAUGCAGGUGCAGCUGAAAAAGCCAUCAGUGUGCACUCCACCCCUGAGGGCUGCUCCUCCGCUUGUAAGAUGAUCUUGGAGAUUAUGCAUAAAGAGGCCAAGGACACCAAAACGGCUGACGAGGUUCCCCUGAAGAUCCUGGCCCAUAAUAACUUUGUAGGGCGUCUCAUUGGCAAGGAAGGACGGAACCUGAAGAAGGUAGAGCAAGAUACCGAGACAAAAAUCACCAUCUCCUCGUUGCAAGACCUUACUCUUUACAACCCCGAGAGGACCAUCACUGUGAAGGGGGCCAUUGAGAAUUGUUGCAGGGCUGAGCAGGAAAUAAUGAAGAAAGUUCGGGAGGCCUACGAGAACGAUGUGGCCGCCAUGAGCCUGCAGUCUCACCUGAUCCCCGGCCUGAACCUGGCUGCUGUAGGUCUUUUCCCAGCCUCGUCCAGCGCAGUCCCGCCACCUCCCAGCAGCGUUACUGGGGCUGCUCCCUAUAGCUCCUUUAUGCAGGCUCCCGAGCAGGAGAUGGUGCAGGUGUUUAUUCCCGCCCAGGCAGUGGGCGCCAUCAUCGGCAAGAAGGGGCAGCACAUCAAACAGCUCUCCCGGUUUGCCAGCGCCUCCAUCAAGAUUGCACCACCUGAAACACCUGACUCCAAAGUCCGUAUGGUUAUCAUCACUGGACCGCCAGAGGCCCAAUUCAAGGCUCAGGGAAGAAUCUACGGCAAACUCAAGGAGGAGAACUUCUUUGGUCCCAAGGAGGAAGUAAAGCUGGAGACCCACAUACGUGUGCCAGCAUCAGCAGCUGGCCGGGUCAUUGGCAAAGGUGGCAAAACGGUGAACGAGUUGCAGAAUUUGACGGCAGCUGAGGUGGUAGUACCAAGAGACCAGACCCCUGAUGAGAACGACCAGGUCAUCGUGAAAAUCAUCGGACAUUUCUAUGCCAGUCAGAUGGCUCAGCGGAAGAUCCGAGACAUCCUGGCCCAGGUUAAGCAGCAGCAUCAGAAGGGACAGAGUAACCAGGCCCAGGCACGGAGGAAGUGACCAGCCCCUCCCUGUCCCUUCGAGUCCAGGACAACAACGGGCAGAAAUCGAGAGUGUGCUCUCCCUGGCAGGCCUGAGAAUGAGUGGGAAUCUGGGACACCUGGGCCGGGCUGUAGAUCAGGUUUGCCCACUUGAUUGAGAAAGAUGUUCCAGUGAGGAACCCUGAUCUCUUAGCCCCAGACACCCACCCAAUUGGCCCAACAUUCUCUGCCCCUCGGGGUGUCAGAAAUUCUAGCGCAAGGCACUUUUAAACGUGGAUUGUUUAUAGAAGCUCUCCAGGCCCCACCAAGAGGGUGGAUCACACCUCAAGUGGGAAGAAAAAUAAAAUUUCCUUCAGGUUUUAAAAACAUGCAGAGGGGUGUUUUAAUCAGCCUUAAAGGAUGGUUCAUUUCUUGACCUUAACAUUUUUCCAAUUUUCUUCCCCCUACUUGGGUAAUUGAUUAAAAUACCUCCAUUUGCUGCCUCUUUCUAUAUUUACACUAAUUGUUUUAUCUUUAUUGCUACCAGAAAAAAAUGCAAAUGAAUGCAUUGCUUUGCUUACAAUAUUGACUCAAGGGAAAAGAACUGUCAGUAUCUGUAGAUUAAUUCCAAUCACUCCCUAACCAAUAGGUACAAUAGGGAAUGAAGAAGAGGGGAAAAUGGGGAGAAAGAUGGUUAAAAUACAUAAUAAUCCACGUUUAAAAGAAGUGCCCUUGUGGCUGAUCUGUUCCAGAUCACCGUCUUCAAAUUGGCACAACUGAAAUUUCCCCACUGUGUUGGGGCUUCCCCACCACAUUCACCUCCCUCUCUCGUGUAGGCUUCACAUUAUGUCCAGGUGCACAUAGGUGGUAUUGAAUGCUCAGCAGGGUAGGGGCUGACCACUGUCCCUGAUUCCCAUCGUUCUCAGGCGGAUUUUAUAUUUUUUUAAAGUCUAUUUUAAUGAUUGGAUAUGAGCACUGGGAAGGGGACGCUAACUCCCCUUGAUAAAGUCUCAGUUCCAUGGAGGACUUGAGUGGCCCCAAAGGCUGCCACGGUGCCCUCACCCCAGCCCAUGUGCUCCCAUAAGGGCUGGUUCCUAGAGGCAGGGGUUGUGGGGCACUCCCAGCCACGGCACUGUUUCCUUGGUGGUGGGACUUGGAACCCAACCCUGAGCUCCCGAUAAAGCUAAAGUCCAUCAUCUGGCAAAUUGAGUAAAUUGGAGAGUACUUGCUUCUGUUUGUAUCUGAGAGGAAUUUUUAACUGACGGCUUCUGUCUCUAUGAAUCAUUAUCAGCAUGAUAAAAAACAAUUCAGAAUACCAGCAGCAUUGUAUAGCAAGGGGUAAAUAUAAUUUAUUGAUUUACCAGGCUUAUUAAGAUCCUAUGGAGUGUUUAGCCCUUGUGGGGGACAGAAGCCAUCAGUUAAAUGAGGCUAGGCCUCCCCUCCUAAUAUACUGAUUGACAAUGCAUAUUAGCCAGGUAAUGCACUUUAGCUACCCUGGACAAUGCUAUCAAGUGUGCUGGGAAGGGAGGCCUCUCUACAUAUGGAAAAGCCCAUGCGUGGAGUUCCCCUCCUUUCAACAUUGCAACAACAGUAACAACAAGACAACCGCAACAUGUGGGCGUAGUCAGGCAAUGCUGUGUGCGAAGUAAACUACCUCAAGGUAUGAAGUUACCUCAGCAAUUAUUUUCCUUUUUGUUCCCCCCAACCCCAUUAAAAAAAAUUUUUUU